This is a messenger RNA of Ailuropoda melanoleuca (giant panda), 1026 nucleotides long. It is a transcript of the gene A4GNT, whose product is annotated as alpha-1,4-N-acetylglucosaminyltransferase. The record is from RefSeq and is a predicted model, not a curated record. Bases 1 to 1026 code for a protein of 341 amino acids. Gene Ontology annotation, molecular function: acetylglucosaminyltransferase activity. Lineage: Eukaryota; Metazoa; Chordata; Mammalia; Carnivora; Ursidae. Gene Ontology annotation, biological process: protein O-linked glycosylation. The transcript has 2 exons.
AUGCUGAAGGAGCUCCAGCUCUCCCUGCUGCUCGUCCUGCUGCUCGUCUGUGUCUUCUUCUACCAGCUCAACCUGAAAUCCGGCUGCGUCUUCUCCUGCCUUCCUCCGCAAAAGUCCCAGCAGGACCCGGAAGCCCUCUUGGGCCAGGGGCACGGCAUUGUGUUCAUAGAGACCUCGGAGAGAAUGGAGCCAACUCCGCUGGUCUCUUGUGCUGUGGAGUCUGCUGCCAAGAUUUACCCCGGACAGCCCGUGGCGUUCUUCAUGAAGGGUUUCCACAAUACCACACGGCUGCCCUCAAACUCCACUUACCCAGGCUUUUCCCUCCUCUCAGCAAUAGACAAUGUUUUCUUCUUCCCCUUGGAUAUGGAAAAGCUGUUUGAAGACACACCGUUGCUUUCAUGGUACACUCACAUCAAUGCCAGUGUGGAGAGAAACUGGCUCCACGUCAGCUCGGAUGCGUCCCGCCUGGCCAUCAUCUGGAAGUUCGGCGGCAUCUACAUGGACACUGAUGUUAUCUCCAUCAGGCCCAUCCCUGAGGAGAACUUUCUGGCUGCACAGUCUUCUCGGUACUCUAGUAAUGGGGUGUUUGGGUUCCUCCCCCACCACCCCUUCCUGUGGGAGUGCAUGGAAAACUUUGUUGAACACUACAACUCAGAAAUCUGGGGCAACCAGGGUCCCAAUUUGAUGACCAGGAUGUUGAGACUGUGGUGCAAACUUGGAGACUUCCAGGAGGUGAGCGACCUCAGAUGCUUGAACUUGUCCUUCCUACACCCCCAACGAUUUUACCCCAUCUCCUAUCAGGAGUGGAAGCGCUACUAUGAAGUCUGGGACAGAGACCUGAGCUUCAAUAACUCCUACGCCCUGCAUCUGUGGAACUACAUGAACAAGGAAGGAAGGGCUGUGGUCAGAGGGAGCAACACGCUGGUGGAGAACCUCUGCCGUAAGCACUGUCCCAGGACUUACAGGGUCCUGAUUCAAGGCCCAGAGGGCUCGGGGACUGGGACGCUGGGUCCAGGUAACAAAUAG